Molecule: messenger RNA, 1558 nt
Organism: Nilaparvata lugens (brown planthopper)
Lineage: Eukaryota; Metazoa; Arthropoda; Insecta; Hemiptera; Delphacidae
Product: protein UXT homolog
Exons: 4
Coding region: 444-902 (152 amino acids)
Biological process (GO): negative regulation of transcription by RNA polymerase II
Molecular function (GO): transcription corepressor activity
Source: RefSeq, a predicted model, not a curated record
AAUCUUUAUCGAUAUUGAGAUUAGAGUUGGAAAGCUUGUGAAGUUGCAAGCUUUCUGCAUUUAAAUUAUUGACAAAUUUUGUAAAAUAAUAGCAUAUUAUUAGAGGAGAAAAAUACCAAAAAUAUAUCAACCUACCUGAUUCCUUUAACCUUUACUAUCUUCUAGGUUAUGUUUACUUUAACCUCAACGUAUGUUUUUUGAAGAUGAUACAUUUUUAAGGUUAGGAUAGUAUUGAAAAUAAUAAUAACAGUAAAGGUACAAUAUUCACUUAUGAUUAUUGUCUAGUUAUUUCUCUCUUGCUCUUCUACUGCUCUAAAGAUUAGCUAGAAUAUAUGAUAAUAAUAAUUCAAUUAUUAUGAUAAUUCAUUCAUUUAAGCUUGACUGUUUCAAAAAUUUUAUGAAGUUAGGAUAAAGUGAUUAUUUAUGAUCAAUAGUAAACACUGAUGAAAGCCACUAUGGAUCCAAAUAAUAUCAAUCAUCAGAUACCGGAGAAAGUAUUGAAAUUCGAAGAAUUCGUCAACAAUCAUUUAAAAGAGGAUCUGAAAAAAAUACAUUACAAACUAGAUGUGCUCUUGGGGGAAAUGGCAGAGUAUAUACAGCUGAAAAAUGUUAUUGAGAGUCUUCAAAGUGAUGAUGCUUUGAAGGAUGGCUUGAAAACACAGAUGGAUUUGGGCUGCAAUUUCUACAUGCAGGCACAUGUGUCCGAUGUUUCCAGAAUACUGAUUGAUGUUGGCUGCGGCUAUUUCGUCCAAUUCACCCUGGAUGAAGCCCUUAAGGUGAUUGCAAAGCGAUUGCAGCUACUUGAGAAGCAAGCUGAUCUCCUGAAAGAGCAAAGUGCCACCACCAAAGCUCAUAUCAAACUCGUACUGCAUGGAAUUCAAGAGCUGCACAACAUCAAAUGAACUCCCCACUAUUUUUGUUUCUUCAAAUCUGACUCCAUGAAACCUCUGGACACAAGACAUUUUAUUUUUUACAUUUAAAAAGUGAGGCUCACAAUUUUUUUUAGGUGAGAUAUUUUUCAUUGCAAUCAAUAACCAUAUAUGACCAAUACUAUCUGAAAGCUUGUACCAGUGCUAUUUUUGUAAAAAUAUAUAUAGAUUCCAGUACGCAAUGUUCUGGUGGUAUUCAAAAGGUGUCUGAACCCGGGGAAACUUUUAAAAUUCAGUAUCAAAAGGGUGUUUCUCAGCUAUUUUGAUUCAGCAUUAUAUGCAAAUCUCUUCUCUUUCCACUUUGCGCGCAACCUGAGCGUGUGUUGAAUGUGGAACAGAGCCAAGGGUCUAUAAUUCACCACAUGAGUAUGAUUGUUUCUGCCUGAAACGUAUUCAGGGCAGAAUUAUCAUACUAAUGCGGUAAAUACGUCAUUGUACAAGUUAUGUACUAGUAUUUUACGUCACAUGGACGGGAAGGGCCAGUUUGCAGGGCAAGAAUGAUGUUUCUAGUCGAGGCUUUAGCCGAGACUAGCAUUUCAUUCGAGCUCUGCAAGAGACAUUCAUGUCCAAGUAACGUACACCAUUUUUGUCAUAAUAAUCUAAAUAAGAAUAAUAAAGCAAAAGUAAAA